AUGGGUGGUUCACGGAAGCAACGAAUUACUCGUGAAAAACUUAUACUUGACCGAAUCCCAAUGACUUAUAUAGAAUUAUAUCAUGAGCUUUAUAAUAGUCAUCUAAUUGCUCUUAGUAAAUUAGAGUCUCUCAAGCCACCUUAUCCUAAGUGGUAUGAUCUCACAGCUCAUUAUGACUAUCACUAUGGGAUUACCGAUCACUCCAUCAAAAAUUACACCGUCUUGAAAUAUAACGUGCAACAGUUGAUCAAGGAUAGAAUGAUUAGCUUUGAUACAGAAAGGGUGACUGCACUAAAUUACGCACUGAGUUUACAGGGAAUCAAAGGACCUCCAUAUGAAUUCAUCCAUGGAAACAACAAAGCAUCUGUCCAAUUCAGAAAAGAAGCAUUAAACAAACCUAUGGCUGCCUUAACUCACGAUAUAUUUCCCAGGGUGCUGCCUCAGUUUUACUCCUGGACCAACAUAUAUGGGAAGAAUUAUCUUACCUGGGAAGGAACUCAAGCUCAACUGGUAAUUUCAGAACCAGAACUAGUCAAAAAGGUUCUGAAAAAUAUCGAAGGAUCUUUUCCGAAAAAGAAGGCUGAAGGCUUUAUCUAUAAGUUACUUGGGGACGGGCUUCUGACAACCGAAGGUGAAAAAUGGGCCAGGCAAAGGAAGUUGGCAAAUCAUGCUUUUCAUGGGGAGAGCUUAAAAAGCAUGAAUCCAGCAAUAAUUGCUGCCGUUGAGACAAUGCUAGAGAAGUGGAAAGGCCAAGAAGGGAAAGAGAUCGAAGUGUUUGAACAAUUCAGGUUACUGACUUCAGAAGUUAUAUCUAGAACAGCUUUUGGUAGCUGUUACUUGGAAGGGGAGAAGAUUUUUCAAAUGUUGACUAAAUUAUCAAUACUUGCUACCAGAAAUCUCUAUAAAUCUCGGAUUCCUGGCAUCAGCAAGAUUCGGAAAACUACUGAUGAAAUAGAAUCAGAAAAGCUUGCUAAAGGAAUACAUGAAUGUGUGAUGGAAAUGAUUAAGAAAAGGGAAGAGAAAAUAGUGACUGGAGAAGCUGACAGUUUCGGCAAUGAUUUUCUAGGAUUACUUGUAAAUGCUUUUCAUGAUUCGGAUGACAAAAACAGGCUCUCCGUAGAAGACUUGGUAGAUGAGUGCAAAACAUUCUACUUUGUUGGACAAGAAAUGACUAAGUCCUUGCUCACAUGGACAGUCCUGCUUUUAUCAAUCCAUUCAGAUUGGCAAGAGAAAGCAAGACGAGAGGUGAUCGAGGUAUUCGGUGACAAAAAUCCUCAUUCUGAAGGCAUUUCCAAACUAAAAACUAUGAACUUGAUCAUCUAUGAAACCCUGAGAUUGUAUCCUCCUGUAUUUGCCAUAUCUAGAAAGGUUGCAAGAGAUGUUCAAUUGGGAAAGCUCAUUAUUCCUGUUAAUAUGGAGAUUAUGAUCCCGAUCAUAGCACUUCACCAUGACCCUCAACUAUGGGGUGAUGAUGUGAAUCUUUUCAAACCAGAGAGAUUCGCUGAAGGUAUUGCCAAAGCUACCAAAUACAAUACGGCUGCAUUCAGUCCCUUCUCAUUGGGACCUCGAUCUUGCGUGGGUAUGGGCUUUGCAACCACAGAAACAAAGAUUGCUCUCUCAAUGAUCCUACAACGCUACACUAUUACUCUCUCCCCAGCCUAUAUUCAUGCGCCAUUUCCUCAAUUUAUGCUUCAGCCACAACAUGGACUUCAAGUAAUGCUUCAUUCUUUACAGAGGAACCGGGUAACUGGUGGAUUUGUCGACUACUGUAUCCAGAAUGCCAGUUGCAUGGCAAUUGCAUACGCACUGAGUUUACAGGGAAUCAAAGGACCUCCAUAUGAAUUCAUCCAUGGAAACAACAAAGCAUCUGUCCAAUUCAGAAAAGAAGCAUUAAACAAACCUAUGGCUGCCUUAACUCACGAUAUAUUUCCCAGGGUGCUGCCUCAGUUUUACUCCUGGACCAACAUAUAUGGGAAGAAUUAUCUUACCUGGGAAGGAACUCAAGCUCAACUGGUAAUUUCAGAACCAGAACUAGUCAAAAAGGUUCUGAAAAAUAUCGAAGGAUCUUUUCCGAAAAAGAAGGCUGAAGGCUUUAUCUAUAAGUUACUUGGGGACGGGCUUCUGACAACCGAAGGUGAAAAAUGGGCCAGGCAAAGGAAGUUGGCAAAUCAUGCUUUUCAUGGGGAGAGCUUAAAAAGCAUGAAUCCAGCAAUAAUUGCUGCCGUUGAGACAAUGCUAGAGAAGUGGAAAGGCCAAGAAGGGAAAGAGAUCGAAGUGUUUGAACAAUUCAGGUUACUGACUUCAGAAGUUAUAUCUAGAACAGCUUUUGGUAGCUGUUACUUGGAAGGGGAGAAGAUUUUUCAAAUGUUGACUAAAUUAUCAAUACUUGCUACCAGAAAUCUUUAUAAAUCUCGGAUUCCUGGCAUCAGCAAGAUUCGGAAAACUACUGAUGAAAUAGAAUCAGAAAAGCUUGCUAAAGGAAUACAUGAAUGUGUGAUGGAAAUGAUUAAGAAAAGGGAAGAGAAAAUAGUGACUGGAGAAGCUGACAGUUUCGGCAAUGAUUUUCUAGGAUUACUUGUAAGUGCUUUUCAUGAUUCGGAUGACAAAAACAGGCUCUCCGUAGAAGACUUGGUAGAUGAGUGCAAAACAUUCUACUUUGUUGGACAAGAAAUGACUAAGUCCUUGCUCACAUGGACAGUCCUGCUUUUAUCAAUCCAUUCAGAUUGGCAAGAGAAAGCAAGACGAGAGGUGAUCGAGGUAUUCGGUGACAAAAAUCCUCAUUCUGAAGGCAUUUCCAAACUAAAAACUAUGAACUUGAUCAUCUAUGAAACCCUGAGAUUGUAUCCUCCUGUAUUUGCCAUAUCUAGAAAGGUUGCAAGAGAUGUUCAAUUGGGAAAGCUCAUUAUUCCUGUUAAUAUGGAGAUUAUGAUCCCGAUCAUAGCACUUCACCAUGACCCUCAACUAUGGGGUGAUGAUGUGCAUCUUUUCAAACCAGAGAGAUUCGCUGAAGGUAUUGCCAAAGCUACCAAAUACAAUACGGCUGCAUUCAGUCCCUUCUCAUUGGGACCUCGAUCUUGCGUGGGUAUGGGCUUUGCAACCACAGAAACAAAGAUUGCUCUCUCAAUGAUCCUACAACGCUACACUAUUACUCUCUCCCCAGCCUAUAUUCAUGCGCCAUUUUCUCAAUUUAUGCUUCAGCCAGAACAUGGACUUCAAGUAAUGCUUCAUUCUUUACAGAGUGAUGCGUAA
Molecule: messenger RNA, 3249 nt
Organism: Durio zibethinus
Lineage: Eukaryota; Viridiplantae; Streptophyta; Magnoliopsida; Malvales; Malvaceae
Product: cytochrome P450 CYP749A22-like
Molecular function (GO): heme binding; monooxygenase activity; oxidoreductase activity, acting on paired donors, with incorporation or reduction of molecular oxygen
Source: RefSeq, a predicted model, not a curated record